AUGUUGACGACCAAGAUUGUGGUCGUCACCCAGCGAGACGAAUGGGAAGGACAUUAUCGUUUGUAUGAAGCCCUGUUGAGUGGUGCCAUGGUCAUGAGCGAUCAAAUGCUCAUCUUGUCUCGAUUGGGGUUAUUGGAAAAUGGGACAUCGGUGAUUGAAUUCGACAGUGAAACAAGUCUGAUAUCCUUGGCCCAAUAUUAUUUGGACCACAACAGUGAGCGUCAAGCCAUUGCAGCCAGAGGAAGACAGAUUGCCAUGUCGCGGCAUCGAUCCUCCUGCAAUAUAUGGAAUAUGUUGUUUUUCCUCAUAUCAGAAUAUAUUCAAAUAUUUUAA
This is a messenger RNA of Cylindrotheca closterium, 333 nucleotides long. NCBI's taxonomy places the organism in Eukaryota, Bacillariophyta, Bacillariophyceae, Bacillariales, Bacillariaceae. The record is from the annotation of a GenBank genome assembly.